Messenger RNA from Colletotrichum spaethianum, 810 nucleotides. RefSeq names its product phosphomannomutase. The record is from RefSeq and is a predicted model, not a curated record. Gene Ontology annotation, molecular function: phosphomannomutase activity. The coding region runs from base 1 to 810 and encodes 269 amino acids. Gene Ontology annotation, cellular component: cytosol. Lineage: Eukaryota; Fungi; Ascomycota; Sordariomycetes; Glomerellales; Glomerellaceae. The transcript is spliced from 2 exons. Gene Ontology annotation, biological process: protein N-linked glycosylation; mannose metabolic process; GDP-mannose biosynthetic process.
AUGGCCACCUCACUCCCCAGCUACCCGCCUCUUAACGAGCGACCUCUCAAAACCACAAUCUGCCUCUUUGACGUUGACGGCACCCUCACUCCCGCCCGUCUCGCUGCCUCUCCCGAGAUCCUCGACCUCCUCGCCCGCCUCCGUCAAAAGUGUGCCAUUGGCUUCGUCGGCGGCUCCGACUACUCCAAGCAGCAGGAGCAGCUCGGUAAUGCCUCUACGCCCGUCACCACCCUCUUCGACUUCUGCUUCUCCGAGAACGGCCUGACGGCCUUCAAGCUCGGCCAGCCCCUUGCCUCGAACAGCUUCAUCAAAUUCAUCGGCGAGGACCAGUACAAGGAGCUCGUCCGCUUCGCUCUGCACCACAUCGCCGACCUCGACAUCCCCAUCAAGCGCGGCACCUUCAUCGAGUUCCGCAACGGCAUGAUCAACAUCUCCCCCAUCGGCCGCAACGCCUCCACCACCGAACGCAAGGCUUUCGAGGAGUAUGAUAAGAUCCACAAUGUCCGCCGCGACUUCGUCGCCAAGCUGCGCGAGCGCUUCGGCCACCUCGGCCUGACCUUUUCCAUCGGCGGCCAGAUCUCCUUUGACGUCUUCCCCACGGGCUGGGACAAGACGUACUGCCUGAAGCACCUCGAGAACGAAGCCAAGAAGGAGGGCGGCAUCAAAUACGACCAAAUCCACUUCUUUGGCGACAAGACGGCCGAGGGCGGCAAUGACUACGAGAUCUAUGUUGAUGAGCGUACCAUUGGACACUCUGUUACGGGCCCGGAGGACACCAUGCGCAUCCUCAAGGAGACCUUUGACUUGUGA